Messenger RNA from Protopolystoma xenopodis, 552 nucleotides. The record is from the annotation of a GenBank genome assembly. NCBI's taxonomy places the organism in Eukaryota, Metazoa, Platyhelminthes, Monogenea, Polystomatidea, Polystomatidae.
AUGCUGCCGACUUGGCGACUGCGAGGCGAGGCUCGAGUCAGCGCCGCCAGAGCCAGACUCGAGGCAGACAGCUCAGCCGCCUCCGGUCGCGUCAGCGGUCAUCGAGGACGUCGUGGCUAUCAACGUUCGGCACGAACCAGCCUCUCGGUUGUCUUGGCAACGCCAGGCAGACAGUCGGCAGAGUCGGCCGGAGGCCUGUGCUCGAGUCCCUGCAGCGAGACGAGCUCGAGCCGCUCGGGUCUGCUGGUCUUCCAGCAGGGCCGGCACUUUCUCGCUUCAGGCCCUGCCGACCGUCAAAGACCUCUCGCCUCGACGACUCGUCUCGACGACGCCGCCGGGUUCGCCGGACUCGACGGCCAUCGGUUGCUCUCGCCGCGACCGGGACUCGACGGCCGACCGCCUCCUCCCAUUGGCCGUCUAGACGACCCACAGGCCUUGACCACUUCGACCCGGUGCCCUUCGGCCCCGAAGCCGAGCAGUCGUCCAACCUCCUCCGCCUCCGCCGCAUUCCCCCCCUCCGCCAAACCCCCCUCCCACUUCGCCUCGUGUCAC